Molecule: messenger RNA, 1826 nt
Organism: Chara braunii
Lineage: Eukaryota; Viridiplantae; Streptophyta; Charophyceae; Charales; Characeae
Source: the annotation of a GenBank genome assembly
UAGCAUGAAACGUUCUUCAUCAAACCAUGCCGGCGUUGAGAAGAAGGGAUCGGGAACAGCUCACAGUCGUAGUCAUGGCUAUGGCAGGGAGGAUGGCAGAGGAUGCUUUUGACAUUGUGGACCGCAUAUGCCAUAAGAGGACGCUGAGUCUCCAGGGUUUGCUCAAGAGCGGCAACGAAGGCCUCCUCUUGGGCAACGAUGAUGCAGAUGAUGAUAGUCGUGGGGGACGGUCUUUGCUUUGGCUGUGGCCCACUAUUGUUGAUGUCUGCAAGCUGUUGCCCCGUGCUUCGCCUAGGUGGUGGGUCAUGCGGCGAACAGGUGGGCUGUGGAAGGAUCUCCUUCCGUGUGAUGAUGCGGAGGAUGACCACUACUUGGGUCUCUUACGCAUGCGGCGGUCAUCAUUCAACCGUCUUUUGCGGAAGGUCGGUCCCCUCUUGGAGAAGGAGGUGACAAAGUUCAGGGUCCCUUUGGAUCCUGCGAAGAAAUUGGCGUACGCUCUCCACAGGUGGGCGCACGGUGACUCUCAUUGGCAUACUUGUUCCGGCUAYRGUAUGGGMAAAACCAGUGGACUCCGAGCCAUCAGAGAGGUGGCUGAGGCCAUUAUYACGUGUUACYSGAACAAGGUCGGGUUUGGGGGUUUUSYGGAGYGUCAUCGUAGAAUGYAGUUGUUUGACGCGGAGGGCUUCCCGAACUGUUGGGGGUGCAUAGACUGCACCCAUGUUUAUAUGGACAAGCCGCGCACGAGGGAUGGGGAUGACUAUUGUUCGGGAAGAUUCAACAGGUUCUCCAUUGUAGCACAGUUGGUGGUGGACUCGGAACUGAAGAUCCUGGACUUCUGCUAUGGAUUCCCAGGGACUGUUGGUGAUGGACGCRCRUUGAAGUCGACGUCACUGUACAGGCGCGGUCUGCAAGGUGAACUGUUCUUGGACGACCCCGCUGAUCCUUUCGCUGCUGAGAGGCCGGCAAUUGCAGGUGUCCCUGGCRGGUACUUGCUCGCCRAUGGCGGGUAUCCCAGACCAAUGGCGGGGAGGGACUUCGUGAGGGAGAGGCGUGUGGUGCUGAAUGAAAUGGAGAAGAUGGAGAGGGAGGUUGAACGAGUCCACGAGUACUUAGUGGAGAGGGGUGAUAGCAUCACAGUCACGAUGCGUUGCGGUAGAUCUGUUUGUGAAAGUGAGAUGUCCCUCGAGAACAUUCACGCUCGGAGAUGGGCAAGUUCCGUUCUCAAGAGACUUCGUGCUUCAAAGGAUAGUCUGCGACAUUGCUGCGACGAACUUGUCAUCCACAACCUCCAGAUCCGACAAGAUAACGUCGAGUGGAGACGAGUGUGGGAGGAGAGCCGAAUGUGGGAGGAGAGCCGAGUGGAAGUACGGGACACUACCCGAGCCUUGCAUGCUGCAAUUCGAGACAGGGAUGAAGCUCGGUCGAGGUGCGAGGCGGCCGAAGCGGACGUGGAAGUGGCACGUCAGCAGGCUGAAACCGCUUGGAGGUUCUACGAUGACAUUGUGCAUGAAGUGACGGUGGGGACUGUUGGUGACAACGACUUGUGUGACGAAUUCGAAGCUCUUCGCGUCAGUGGAAAGGGAAAAGCUGCAGGCACCCCAUCAGCAACAGAGGGUGGACACGGGGCCGCAUGUUCGUGUUGCGAGGAACUCAGUGGCAGGAUGAAAAUGAUGGAGAAAGAGAUCGCACAUCUUCAGAUUAGUAACGAGCUUCUCAGCCUCCCUGCUUCUUUCUGGGACGAGUCGAAUUGGCAGCCUGUUGAUUUUUCCGCGGGGCGGUCGUCCACCCCGCCGUCUGCGUGAUGUCCUCCAGAGCGUAUUCCAUGA